GAGAUAAGUUCAAAACAAUAUGACGAACCAGAGCUGUCCUUUUGUCGUUGCUUUUAUCACCCUUCCUUUCUAUGGGCUCUUUCCGUUUUUUCUUAUUCUAUUUUUCACUCUAAUGGGCUUCCUGCAAACAAGGCCUUACCUAGUUUUCGGGUUUCGGUGUGGCCCAAAUACAGAAGCCCACUUUUUGAGUUUUUCUAUUAAAUAAAUUAAAAUUCAAACUCCAAAAAGGUAGGGCCACGCACAAACGUUCAUCCCAUAAAAUUUAAAUCAACUGGUCCUUGAGAAGCAACGGCUAGUUCUUGAUUUCAAAAUUUCCUAGCUUACUCGCCGGCUUUCUCAGCGCUUGAAGAAAAAGAAGGAGUAAUGGAAGAUAUUCAAGUAGGCGGAUUGGAUCCGGAGUCGCAGUUUCUUGCCUCAAAGCAGGAGACGGGUUAUGAAUGGGAACUCUUCAAGGAGAAUGUGAGGCCCUUGAAGAGAGGCCGUAAUGUUCGUCUCUUGAACGACGCUCUCAAAUCGCACAUCCUCAGUCAACCCAAGAAGUCUCUUCUUGAGACUCGAAGGAGGUUGAUUGAGGCAAUUGAUGAGUAUGAAGGGGAUGAUCCUCUCCUUCCAUGGCUCGAGUGUAUCAAAUGGGUUCAGGAGUCAUUUCCGCCCGGUGGAGAUUCCUCGGGACUUAUAGUGAUAUAUGAACAAUGUGUGCGUGCGUUUUGGCAUUCAGACCGCUACAAGGAUGAUCUUCGCUACCUCAAAGUGUGGCUGGAAUACGCUGAAAACUGCAUUGAUGCGGAAGUCAUCUACAAUUUUCUUGAUGCAAAUGAAAUUGGAAAGUCUCAUUCUGCUUAUUACAUUGCAUACGCUUUGCAUAUGGAGUACAAAUCUAAGAUGAGGGCUGCAAAUGACAUAUUCAAUCUCGGUAUAUCUAGGGAUGCUCAACCAAUAGAAAAAUUGAAGGAUGCGUAUAAGAAAUUUCUCAUUAGAUCAAUGGGGAGACCCAAAAUUGUGGAGGAGGAUGCUGGAGAAAAUAACCUGCCAGCCCGAAGCUUUGGAACUGUGCUGACCAGAGUAGGAAAUGGAAGGCAAAAUAUGGGGACGUCAGAUAUUGCCAGGAACGGAUUGAAACAGAACAGGGCUCAAAAGACUCCGCUUUCUAUUUAUAAAGACUCAAAUACUGAUGUCAUUCUGGGGCAUCAACCUGGGAAGUCAAAAACAGAUUUUAAUCCUUGGAACAGUCUUGGAGCUCGUGCUGAGAGAAACAAAGAAAAUAACGCAGUGCCUACCAAGUGGACUACCCACAAAAUUCCACAGAGACCCGGACCUAGAGCCCCUGGAGCAACUGCAAGUGCCUGCAUUCAAGUAUUUGUUGACGACGAAUACGUGGAAACUGAUAGAUCACAUGGUGAUGGUGGCAAGCCUUCAACUUUGCUACUCCGGCAACGGGAUGACCUAGAUAUUAAAAAGGAGACGGAGUUAUUAAGAGAGAACCCAUUGCGGAAUUUCCCUUCUAGCAGCCUUCCCAGAUGAUCGACGUGUUUGUGGAAAUUUGUUGUAUGAAGAAGAUUGAAGAGCAUGGAUCAGCUUUUAGCUCUAAAGCCGGCUCCCUGUCUCGGCAUUUUAUAUUAUUUACUUUUCUGGACACUUUGAUUCUGAAAUCUCGAGUUGUCGAGAAGUUCCGAGUUUGUUUGAGUGUGUUUUAUUAGUUUUUAAUUGCUAUAUUGAUGAACAUGUUUCUACUGUGAUAGCUAGUUCAGUUUGAUAAACCUGGCAAAGUAUUUAUUUUGGAUUCUUGAUUAAAGGA
Molecule: messenger RNA, 1795 nt
Organism: Jatropha curcas
Lineage: Eukaryota; Viridiplantae; Streptophyta; Magnoliopsida; Malpighiales; Euphorbiaceae
Gene: BUBR1
Product: BUB1-related (BUB1: budding uninhibited by benzymidazol 1)
Biological process (GO): mitotic spindle assembly checkpoint signaling; meiotic sister chromatid cohesion, centromeric
Molecular function (GO): protein kinase activity
Source: RefSeq, a predicted model, not a curated record